AUGGAUGCUUAUAAUCAAGAAGCCAUUGAGUUCAGAUUGAGACAGAGGAAUUUGGAUGAUUCAAGAAAUGAAAGAGUUGAAAUGGUUGUCCUUGAGAUGCUUCAACCUCAUAAAAAUAUAAAAGGAGUUACAAUCAAAGACUACGGAGGCACAAGAUUUCCUGGUUGGAUUGAGUCUCCAUUGUUCUCUAAUAUCAUAGUUUUAAAGUUUAGUGAUUGUAACAAGUGUAUGCAACUACCGGCACUUGGACAACUACCUUCACUAAAAGACCUCAUUGUUGAAGGAAUGGAGGGGAUAAAAAGUAUAGGACCUGAGUUCUAUGGCGACUGUAAUUCUCCUAUCCUUCCAUUUCCGUCAUUGGAGACUCUAAAGUUUGACAACAUGAUAAACUGGGAGGAUUGGUCAUCCUCUGGGGUUGAAGGCAGGGAAGACUUCUGUCACCUGCAGAAGAUUGAAAUUCUAAACUGUCCAAAGCUAAGAAAGUUCUCACAACACUUUUCUGCCUUGAGGGAAAUGAAAAUUAAGUGCUGUGAAGAAUUGAUUGCUCUUCCAAACCUUUCAAGAGCUUACGACAGCUUAGAACAAGGGAUUGCUCUUCCAAACCUUUCAAGAGCUUACGACAGCUUAGAAAAAGGCACAGAAUUCCCUUACCUCCGCGAACUUUCUAUAUGGACAUGUCCCAACUUGAAGGAGUUACCUAGCCUCUUUCCUUCUCUGCAAGUACUCGAGAUAAAUGAAUGUCAAGAAUUAGCAGAACUGCCCAAACUCCCUUCAAUCCGGGAGUUGGAAUUUGAAAAGUGCAACAAGGGGGUACUACAAAAUAUAGUUGGACUUACCUCAGUUACCUACUUGCAUUUGAAUCAAAUUCCACAGAUACCAUGUCUACCUGAAGGGUUUCUGCAACACUUGACGGCUCUUGAAGAGUUGCAGAUUGCACAUUUCAGCGAGAUUACCACUUUGUCUAAUGAGAUUGGAUUUCCCAACCUAUUGCACCUCAAACGCUUGGAAAUUUUAGGAUGUCCAUUCUUACAUGAGCUGCCACAAUGCUUGCACAAACUGUCGUCUCUCAAGGAGUUUAAAGUCUCGAGAUGUUCCUCGCUUUUGUCUUUUCCUGGAACAGGCUUGCCAUCCAUGCUUAGAGGCCUUGAGAUCAAGGGUUGUGAGGCAUUACAAUUCUUACCUGAGUGGAAGAUGCAAAACAGUAACAAGUUGUUGUUUCCACUCGAGUAUCUGGUAAUUGAAGAUUGUUCUUCUCUGAAGUCUUUCCCAAGAGGAGAGCUUCCUAGUACACUUAAACAACUUGAAAUUCGAAAUUGCAUAAACUUGGAGUGCCUUCCCAAGGAUAUGAUUCACAACAACACUUGUCUUGAAAUUCUAAAGAUUUCCGGGUGUCAUUCUGUUACCUCCUUUCCGAAAGGUACUUUCGGUCUCCCUGCAGUAACAUCUGCAAUGGUCAUGAACCUUAAACAGCUCAUCAUCAACAACUGCGACAACUUCCGGUUGUUACCUGAGGGCCUACACAACCUCAAGCAUCUCCAUCACUUGGAAGUUACUGAGUGUCCACUUCUCCAGUCUAUCGCGGAAUUUGGCCUGCCAAACUCCAUGCUGCAAUCAAUUAAAAUUUCUGGUUGUGGAAGCCUCAAGUCCCUACCAAAUCGUAUGCACAGCCUCACAUCCCUUCAAGAACUAUGCAUAGAGAGUUGCUCUAAUCUUGUGUCAUUUCCAGAGGGUGGAUUACCAACCAAUCUAUCGUCGCUGUCGAUCUUGGACUGUGAGAAUUUCAAGCCUUCAUUUGAGUGGGGGCUGCACAGACUCACUUGUCUCAACAGCCUCGCCUUUGGUGGUUGUCAAGGGCUGGUGUCCUUUCCAGAGGAUUGGUUGUUGCCUACCAGUUUAUCAUCUCUUCAACUUCAGCGACUGCCAAAUCUUGAAUUCCUUCCCAAAAGACUCAAUCUCAUCUCUCUUGAUAAUCUGGAGAUGUCAGAAUGUGACAAACUUCAAACUUUGUCUGAAGAGGAGCAACCCAAGAUGCUUCAAAAUUUUGAAAUUUUGGGAUAUCCUCUGAGCAGCGGUUUUGUGUAAAAUUAGUUCUGGUCUUUCACUAAAUCCAAAAAUGUGAUUUUGUAUGUAAAAUUUCUUCGUUGUACUUAUUUGUACGGAAGGGAGGUCAAGAUUAGUUGAUGAUUGAUAAGAAUGAUAA
This is a messenger RNA of Prunus mume (Japanese apricot), 2200 nucleotides long. The record is from RefSeq and is a predicted model, not a curated record. Lineage: Eukaryota; Viridiplantae; Streptophyta; Magnoliopsida; Rosales; Rosaceae.